AUGCCGCCCGCGCACAUAUUCCUUGCCCGCCACAGCGAGCGGGUGGACCACAUGAACCGCGAGUUCGCCAAGACCUACAGCCGCCCGCACGACUCCCCCAUCACCGAAAACGGCGUUGUCCUGGCGGAAAAGCUGGGCGAGUACCUGGUCCGCCACUACCGCGUCGACCCCGCCGAUGUUGUCGUAAUAACCUCGCCCCUGCUGCGCUGCGUACAGACCUCCAAUGGAAUAGUGACCGGCGCCCUCCGCGCCGCGGCGGCGAGCGCGAAGGUCGACACGAUUCCGGUGUACCUGGAGCCCGCCAUCAUGGAAGGCCCGUACUGGAUGUUCGCGGACAUGUGCAACAACCCAUCCGUCGUGGAGCCGAACGACGGCCCCUUCCACUGCCCAGAUCCCGUGUACAACGACGCAGCAUUCCACCGCGCCAGCACCUCGCCGCACGUGCAGCUGCAGAAUCCAUUCCCCUUGCACCCUGCUCCGGUCUUCACAGUGGAGGACAACAAGCUUGUCGAUUCGAGCUUUCCAGAGCGGUGCGCGCAAGGCUCUAAGAGGCUGCUGGCUGUCCCAGAGCUGGAUGGCAAGACGGUGGUGCUCGUGGCGCACGGCGAGACAGUGCUGCGCGCACUGCAUGCGAUGAAGAACACGGAGAUGAAGGCGGAAUCCCACAGCCCAGCGUACACAGGGUUCGUGCACAUCACGUGCGAGGGCAGCGGGGCAGAGACACGGGUGUCUGUGGAGUACGAACGUUUUUCCACACCGCAUCUCCCUGCGGAACCGAUGGAGUCGUAG
This is a messenger RNA of Leishmania mexicana MHOM/GT/2001/U1103, 789 nucleotides long. RefSeq lists its product as hypothetical. The record is from RefSeq and is a predicted model, not a curated record. The transcript has a single exon. Bases 1 to 789 code for a protein of 262 amino acids. NCBI's taxonomy places the organism in Eukaryota, Euglenozoa, Kinetoplastea, Trypanosomatida, Trypanosomatidae.